AUGAAUAUGGCGGUGAAAAAUACCAUAAGCAUCCGCAAUUUCAAGGGUUUACCAAGCCUCCAUGCGAAAUAUCCUGAAAACCAAUGGGCACUGUUAGAACCAGACAUCGUGGCCAUACUGAAUAGCAAAAAAAUUUCACAUUCACUUGAAGAUAUAUACAGGACCGUUGAAUCCUUGCACAAAUCCAACUACAAUUGUGAGUCAUUCAUGCUUGACAAUUUACGAACUCUCAUCGAGACCAAUUUGCUACAAAAACUCUACGUACUUCUCGACAAAGAGGACGACUUUUUGAUGGACGUGAACGUUUUAUGGAGGAACUUUAGCGAACAAAUGAAAACCAUAAAAAAUAUAUUCAUUCUGUUUGAGAGGUCAUCGAAAUCUGGUCAACACAAUCAUGUACACCUCAUGAGUUCAACGCUAUUCAAAAACAUCAUUGUCCUAAACACAACAAUUAGAAAGAGAAUAGUUAACGACUUAUUCAAAUUGAUAGAAACGGAAAGGAACGGAAUACAAAUAGACGUGAAAUUAAUGAGAUCGAUCACGCUGAUGCUGACUGAACUGCAAACUUACACGGAAGUCUUCCACAACGAAUUCGAGAAGAUAUCGGAAGAAUUCUACGAAAACGAAGACGCGGGUUUCGAGAAGUUGAUCGAGGAUGAAAACCACGAGGAUCUGAGUCUGAUGUACAGUUUGAUAUGGAGGAUGCUUGGGGGGUACAAUCAUCUUUCUGUCUACUUCAACGAAUACGUUAUGAAAGUUGGGAACAAGAUAAUGAACUUAGCGGAUACGGAAACCAUAGAAAAUCUGCUCAAGUUCAAGGAAAAACUCAACGUUAUAAUAGAAAAAUGCUUUAUGGGUAACAAACUCAUGUACGAAGAUUUGAGGAAAUGUUUCUCGAAAUUCAUCAACAUGCAGCAAAACAGACCAGCCCAACUCCUCGCCAAAUACGUGGAUCAGAAACUGAGGGCUAAGAACAUCAAUAUGGACGAAUUGGAAAAAUGCCUAACUGAAGUCAUGGCCAUCUUUAGGCUCAUUCAAGGAAAGGACAUUUUCGAAGCCUUCUACAAGAAAGAGUUGGCGAAGAGGCUUCUCCUCGGGAAGUCUGCGAGUCAAGAUGCCGAAAACAGUAUGGUGUCCAAGUUGAAAUACGAGUGUGGCAGCACCUUCACUUCCAAAAUAGAGGGAAUGUUCAACGAUAUCAGCAUAAGCAGUGAAAUCAACUCGGCCUUCAAGCAAUACCUCAACAACUUGGCGGAAAAAGGCAACACCCCAGAUUUGUCCAUAAACAUCUUAACCAGCAGUUUCUGGCCGAAUUACCCCACCUUCAAAGUUAACCUUCCUGUGGAGUUCAUAAGUUACCAAGAGUUGUUCCAGAAGUUCUACUCGAUAAACCACAGCGGAAGGAAGCUGCUGUGGCAACCUAACCUCGGAUACUGCAUCCUCAAAGCCGACUUCGAAAACGGCAAAAAGGAACUGCAGGUAUCCCUGUUCCAAACGCUGAUCUUGCUACUAUUCAACGCGUCCGUUGAGCUCACCUACAUCGAAAUCAAGGAUUUGACCAACCUGGACGAGAAAGAACUGAAACGCACUCUUAUAUCUCUGACUUGCGGAAGGAGCAGGGUGCUACUGAAGAAACCCAAAGGGUUGGGGAUAGAAGAAACGGACAGGUUCGUGUUGAACAAACAAUUCACCGAUCGUUUGUUCAGGGUUCGCAUCAACCAAGUCCAGCUGAAGGAAACAGAGGAAGAGGACAGAAUCACCGAACAGAAUGUCCUCAUAGAUAGGCAGUUCCAGAUUGACGCGGCCAUUGUGAGGAUCAUGAAGUCCUACAAAUGCAUCAGCCACACGAAUUUGAUAAGCGAACUCUUCAACAAACUAGGGAUCCCUGUGAAGCCUUGCGACUUGAAGAAAAGGAUAGAGCUGCUCAUUGAGAGGGAAUAUAUGGAGAGGGAUAAGGAUAAUCCGGCAAAUUAUAAUUAUAUCGCUUGAGUGUUGCAUGUUGUUCAAUAAAUAACCGUGUAUAAGUCCAAAAA
This is a messenger RNA of Coccinella septempunctata (seven-spotted ladybird), 2033 nucleotides long. Its product is annotated as cullin-4B-like. Bases 1 to 1989 code for a protein of 662 amino acids. NCBI's taxonomy places the organism in Eukaryota, Metazoa, Arthropoda, Insecta, Coleoptera, Coccinellidae. The transcript has 2 exons. Gene Ontology annotation, cellular component: Cul4-RING E3 ubiquitin ligase complex. Gene Ontology annotation, biological process: DNA damage response; protein ubiquitination; ubiquitin-dependent protein catabolic process. Gene Ontology annotation, molecular function: ubiquitin protein ligase binding. The record is from RefSeq and is a predicted model, not a curated record.